AUGGGUCUGCAGCACGAGGACCUGGAGAUCGCGAAGGAAGAGCAGAGGGCCCUUCAGACGAAGCAAAUCCCGGACUUGCACGAGAGGUUCAGGCUGCGCGACGAGAUGAAGGCCAAGGUGGAUCAGCUAACAGCAGAGCUCCUGGAUGGUCCGGACCAGCUGGGGCAGAAGGCUCUGCACCUGGCCGCACGCUGGGGCACCCGAGACGCCUUCGAGCUUCUGGCGGAGAUGCGGCGGGGGGACCUGCGGGAGCGGGACAGGCUGGGCCGCCUGCCGCUGCACCGGGCCGCGGAAGCAGGCGAUGGGGCGCUCCUGCAGAGUGUUAUUGCCUUCUACGAGACGGACGAGCUGCAGGCCUUGGACAAGAAUCAGCACAGCGCUUUGGACCUGGCGGUGCUCUCGGGGGCUGUGGAGGCAGUGAGGGCCAUCGCCUCCAGUUGCGCCCAGCCAGCGCCCGGGAAGCGCAGCCCCGUGCACCUGGCGGCGCAGUGGAACCACGCCGAGCUCCUGGAGGAGCUGGGCCACGUGUUUGCGGUGGACGGGGGCGACUUGCAGGAGACGCGGCCGCUGCAUCUGGCGGCGCGGUUCGGGCAUUCGGAGGCGGUGUCUGUGCUGCUAGGACUCCGUGCCGAUGCUGCGAAGGCAACCAGCUUUGGACGCACGCCUCUACACUGGGCAGCGCUGAACGGUCAUUCUGGAGUGGCAGAGCAGCUGAUGGAUGCUGGGUGCCCAGCAGAGGCACGGGACAACUCGGGCUGGACCGCCUUCCACUGGACCCUGAGGCGCUGCCAUGCCGAGUGCAGCCGCAAACUGAUGCGCCGCGACGCGGAUUUGCCGGGGGAUCUGAAGAACGGGCGGGGGUGCCUGCACGUGGCUGCCUGCUUUGAUGUGGAGACUACGCUCAUCGAGGACCUGGCAGCGCCGCCUUCCUCGCUCUCAGCCACUGACGUUCGAGGGAAGACACCUCUGCACUUGGCGGCGCAAUGGGGACGGAUCGGAGUUGUGGCGAAGCUCUUGGAGCUUCAGAGCGACCUUGGGUUGUGCUGCAGCCACGGGCGCACGGCGCUGUAUCUUGCCGCGCAGCGCGGCAACCGGGGUGCCGCUGAGCUGCUGCUGGCGGCCAAGGCGGAUGCAAUGCUCGCGGAUCUCAACGGCGUGGCCCCCGUGUUCGCAGCAGCCAGGCGUGGCCACUUCGAGACAGUCUUCACCAUCCUGGAGCACAAGGUGGAUGUCAGCUUAGCGGAGAAGGAUGGGAUGACUUUGCUGCACUGGGCUGCGAAGCACAACAACUGCCAGGCGGCGUUUCGCCUCGCCGCGCUUGCGCCUUCCUUGGUCUCCGCCACCACGCGCCACGGGCGCACCGCACUGCACGCGGCCUGCGCCGCACAGUCGGAGCAGGCAGCGCUGGAGCUGCUACGACUGAGGUGCGAUGCCAACCUGCCGCAGAAGGACUCCUGCGGCUUCCUUGGAGAUGGCUGGCAGCCCAUUCACCUGGCAGCUCGCUUUGGCAACCAGAAGCUGGUGCUGUCCUUGGCGGAGCACAGCUGCGACCUCCAGGCUGUGGCGAAGGUGCAGGGCCGGCGGCCGGUGCACCUGCUGGCGCAGUGGAACCGCCUGGAGACCUUUCGCACCGAGGGCCUGGACUUCUUCGCGCGGGACGGCCUGGGCCGCACCGCCUGGCACGCCGCGGCCCUGCGGGGCCACACCAGGAUCUUCCAUGACCGAUACAUGAUGCGCGGCCGCAGCAAAGACGGCCAGAUGAACAUCCUCAGCCAGUGCACGGUGGAUGCUCAGCAGCGCACGGCGCUGCACCUGGCAGCCAAGAAGGGCUUCCACGAGCUGGUUCGAGAUAUUCUGAGUAACUUCCUUGGUGAUGGUGAGGCCUUCAACGCCAGAUGGCACAUGCCUUCCAGCAAACAGCCGGCGCCUGACGAGGAGCCCCCGCCCCCGGUUCCGCUGCUGAUGAAGGAUGCGGACGGGCGCCUGCCGCUGCAUCUGGCCGCGCGAAACGGCUUCGCACAGGUGACGAGCAUCCUGGCAAAGUUCAUGCUGGAGAAGCUGGAGUGUUCGGAGGAGCAGCUGCAAGAGCCGGACCACCAGCAGCAGUCGCCCCUGCAGCUGGCUCUUCAAAAGGGUCACAAGGACGUGGCCAGGCGCCUGGUGGAUGUGCUGGGCACGUCCGUGCCUGAGCGGCUGAAAGAAUUGGAAGCAAAGGAGGCGCUGGUAGCCGCCUCAUUGGGUACCCAGGUGGUGGUCAAGGAGAACUUUACCACCGAUUCUGGCGAACACUUGGAAAAAGGCUUGCAAGGCUCUUUGCUGGGCUACGGAGCAGAAGUGACCGUGCAGUUUGAGGGCCGGGCGCCAACGGUGCUGACGGUUUGCGAGCUGGCGCGCUGCGCGGUGGAGAAGUCGUACUUGCUCAACGGCUGUGCCUGGCGUCGCCGCGCCAAGCAGGACUACCCCAGCAUCUGCAAGUUCUCCGAGCCGAUGAGCUGCACACCUCUCGCGAGGGAAGGCGCCGGCGACUUCAAGGAGGGCGACGUGGUCCGCGGCUUCGAGGAGAAUGGCAGGCUGCGCAUGGCCGAUGGCUUUCUGCCCUUUGCGCUGCAGGCCAGGAGCCGAGCCGUGCCAGCGCUGACGCCCUGGUCUGGGCCCAGCUUGUCGCGGGGGCAGCUGCUAAGGACGCGUGAUGCUGGCAAGCUGCGGGGCCGCGUGCCGGCAGGAGCUCUGGGGGUGGUGUGCCGCGUGGAGGAGACGGAUCGGGCGCUGGUGAAGUUCCAAGGCGGGCGGCAGAUGCUGGCGGGCGCCGAGUUCGGGGAGCUGGAGGUCCUGCCCUACGUCACCCUCCUUGAGGAGCCGCGGGACAUCCCCCCCGACGGCCUAGUUGUGCUGGAUUCCAAGAAAGGCGCCCACGCGGCACGCUGUGGAAAGGUGCGGCAAGGGGAGGAUGGACGAAAUGGGGCCCGGUUUCAGGUCAUCUUCCCCGAUGGGAGCUCGAGCCCAUUGCUGGCGGAACGCAUGGGCCUGCGCAAUAUUAGCUGCCCGCCAAGCCUCCAGGAGCUGGAAGAGUACCUCCAGGCGGUUAGUCGCAACUGCCAGUGAUCACGACAAGCAGAAGACAGAAGAUGAACUAGGUCCCCCA
Molecule: messenger RNA, 3142 nt
Organism: Effrenium voratum
Lineage: Eukaryota; Dinophyceae; Suessiales; Symbiodiniaceae
Source: the annotation of a GenBank genome assembly